This is a messenger RNA of Aspergillus fijiensis CBS 313.89, 1598 nucleotides long. RefSeq names its product monocarboxylate permease. The coding region runs from base 366 to 1598 and encodes 410 amino acids. Gene Ontology annotation, biological process: transmembrane transport. Gene Ontology annotation, cellular component: fungal-type vacuole membrane. Gene Ontology annotation, molecular function: transmembrane transporter activity. NCBI's taxonomy places the organism in Eukaryota, Fungi, Ascomycota, Eurotiomycetes, Eurotiales, Aspergillaceae. The transcript is spliced from 2 exons. The record is from RefSeq and is a predicted model, not a curated record.
CUUGAAGUCAGUUAAGCCACAUAGGAUGGAUUCAUUGCACGGCUCUGGGACCUACCAGGCAAGGAUGAACAAAGUCGUCUGGUGUUGAGUCUGGUUAUCUUGUGACUUUCACGACCACACUCACCUACUAUCAUGGAUGGGGAAACAGGAAAGUACUCGCAACCAGGAAUCGGCUGCCGAGGAGGCGACUGACAUUUGAGUCGAGAGUCGACGCACGUGCAAUCAGACUGUGAAGGAAAGCAGGAGGGUGGAAGCGGCGGGGUGAGAUGUUUGAGAGUUUGAGGAAAGUGAUGAGAAGAUGAGAAGGUGAAGUGGAAAGCGCGACAGUCACGUGGCGAUCUGCUUCAGGGUCUUCCACUGUCACCAUGAAAAUGAGUCAAAAAGACAGCGCACCGCUACCACCCCCGCCCGACGGGGGCCUCCAGGCAUGGACGCAAGUCCUCUGCAUGCACUUCGUCUUCUUCAACUCCUGGGGCGUAAGCAACAGCUUCUCCGUCUUCGAGCAGCUGUACACCGCAACCCUGCCCCAGUCCGCCUCGACCAUCUCCUGGAUCGGCAGCGUGCAGGUCUCCCUUCUCUUCUUCGCCGGGGCGGUGGUCGGCCGCGCCACCGACGCAGGCUACUUCCGUCUCGUCUUCACGCUGGGGGUCUUCCUCCAGCUGCUCGGCGUCUUCCUGCUCUCCCUCGCCAAGACCUACUGGCAGAUCUUCCUGACGCAGGCCGUCUGCAUGGGUCUGGGCAAUGGCCUGACCUUCAGCCCGGGACUCUCGAUCAUGGCCUCCUACUUUGUCGAAAGACGCGCCUUCGCGGUGGGAGUAGCCGCGGCCGGGGCCGCGACAGGCGGCCUGAUCUACCCCGUGCUGGUGAACCAGCUGCUGUACACGCAGCAGAUCGGGUUCGGGUGGACGAUCCGCGCCGCGGGGCUGCUGAUGCUGGUGACGCAGAUGCCCGGGGUGGUGCUCUUCCAGCCCCGUCUUCCGCCCCGACGAACAGGCCCUCUGAUCGAAUGGGGCGCGUUCACCGAGCGGCCCUUCCUCUUCUUCACAGCCAGCAUGUUCCUCAACUUCUGGGGCCUCUACUUCGCCUUCUUCUACCUCGGGACCUUCGCGCGCGACCGCCUCGGGGUGACGGACACGCAGGAUUUGAUUCUGGUGCUGAACGGCGUGGGCAUUUUCGGACGGGUCGGACCUAGUCUUGUCGGGGACCGGCUUGGGAAACUUAAUGUCUUGGUUCCGCUCAGCUUUGCCUCCGCAAUCGUGAUUCUAUGUUGGAUGGCGGUCGACACCGUUGCCGGGCUGUAUGUGUUUGCGGUUGUCUAUGGGCUGGUGGGCGGCGCAGCGCAGUCGCUCUUCCCCGCGACUGCCACGACGAUGACCCCGGAUAUCAAGCGGACGGGGACCAGGAUUGGGAUGAUCCUGAGUAUUGUGGGCUUUGCGACGUUGACAGGGCCGGUGCUGGAGGGGGCGUUGAUCUCGCGCGUUGGGGGCAGCUAUAUCGGGGCGCAGAUCUUUGCGGGGGUGUGUGUUGUACUCGGUGCGGGGGCUGCGUUGGCUGCGAGAGUGGCCAAGGUUGGUUGGGAGUGGGGGGCGAAAGCUUGA